AACACAUGUUUGACUCAUGGGACUUACAGCUCAGCAAGUAAACGAAGGGGUUGUGCAACGUGUCGCUUAUCCUGGCGGCGCUUUGACCCUGCCAACUUGGCCGAGUACUCCAGCAGUUCAAACGAAAAUAGCUUCUGUGGAUCACUGGCCCAGCACGUCUAAUCGGAGCGCCCGGAUAUGUCGGGCUCCAUUAUCCAAGGCUAUGCAGCGCAUUAAAGUCUUUGCUCUGUUAAUCAUUGGCAUGAUUGAGACAACCACCAAGUAGAUUCCCCUCCCAUUAGAGGAGGGGCAACAUCUAGCCU
Molecule: messenger RNA, 302 nt
Organism: Aspergillus welwitschiae
Lineage: Eukaryota; Fungi; Ascomycota; Eurotiomycetes; Eurotiales; Aspergillaceae
Exons: 1
Coding region: 17-265 (82 amino acids)
Source: RefSeq, a predicted model, not a curated record